Adineta ricciae is the source of this 555-nucleotide messenger RNA. The record is from the annotation of a GenBank genome assembly. NCBI's taxonomy places the organism in Eukaryota, Metazoa, Rotifera, Eurotatoria, Adinetida, Adinetidae.
AUGUUUUAUCAACCACCACAAGCUUUAUCGAUAUUAGAUCAAGCAUAUCAUGAAGCUUGGUCACAAGUUCAACGCAUGCCGCUUGAGUAUUUGGAAAAACUUGACGUUAAUUCAGCUGAAUUGUCUAGCUUUAUCGAAACAUUACUACCAAUUCGAGUAUUACAAAAAAAGCGGCACGAACUUAUCGAACAGAAUCGCCAUUUAGCAAUGAAUAACUUACGAAGAGAAUUGGAGUUGAUAUCGACGCGUGAGAAACUAUCAAAUAGUUUCGUUCAAUUGCAAUCAUUACGUGAAGCAUAUUUGAAAUCUUGCUCAAGCGAACGAGAGCAGAUUUCUUCGCCAACAUUGGUUCUAGUUCAACUUCAAUCCAUUGUUCACUCGUACGAACAUUCCGAUGAUGAGCUGAUCGAUAUGUUUCUACAUACUCGUCAUAAUGAUUAUGAAAUCGAGGUGUUUGUGAAAAAUUUUCUCGAGAAUCGAAAGAAAACAAUCGAACUUCGUUGCAAAACCGAGAAAUUUUUUGAUUUGUAUGAACGUGAAAGACGAAAGAAAUGA